AUGGUCAAAAUUGUGCUGUGUGCUGUGCUGUGGCUCGUUGCGUCGACGACCACCGGUGCCACGGAGGGCGAAGCGAAAGGUGCCAAGGAUUCGUAUCUUGCGGCGUUGAAGAACUCGCACGCCAUUAACGUCGUGACGUAUAAAGGUAAUCCAGUGCGGAUAUCCCGUGGGGACUACAAUGUGCAACCUUCCCAUUCCUACGACUACAGUCUCACCUCGGGCGGAUAUGGUCCACCGCCCUCCACCGGCAACGAGCUGUACCUGCCGGCCCAUAAAGAGUACGGGCCACCGCCGAAGCCCGUCUAUGGGCCACCGAAACCAAUUUAUGGACCACCACCGCCACCGGCGGGUCCCGUUAACCACGGGAUGCCGUACUUUAGCCCGGAGACCUGGCUGCUUAGCAAGCUGAAGUUUAAGUUUAAUCUGUUCACCUUCGCCAAGAUCCUGCUGAAGCUGGUGAUCUUCAAGAAGAUCAUCAAGUUUAUUGCGCUCCUGUGUCUGCUGUUCUUCAUUCCCACACUGAAACCAUCCAGCAGUCACGGUGAUGACAGCAGCGAAGAGGAACGUCGUCGAUCGUACGACGCGAAAUUUGAUUACGAACGACGGCUUGACGAUAUGACGCAGUUCGCUCGGACCGCUUUGGACGCGUUCUCUGUCGACGGUGGCCUGGAGGGGUGCGUGGACGACAAUUUUCUGAUGUGUCGCCUGAAGCGAAUGUUCAACGUGAUCGAUGAGGCUUAUCCGGUGUCCAGAAUGUACAGCAUUUAUGGUGCUGAUGAAGAUCGAUCCGAGGAGCCGAAGAACGGCGAGCAUGAUCCGAACGUUGGGCAAGAAGAGCAAAAUUGA
Anopheles bellator is the source of this 846-nucleotide messenger RNA. RefSeq lists its product as uncharacterized. The coding region runs from base 1 to 846 and encodes 281 amino acids. NCBI's taxonomy places the organism in Eukaryota, Metazoa, Arthropoda, Insecta, Diptera, Culicidae. The transcript has 4 exons. The record is from RefSeq and is a predicted model, not a curated record.